GGUUCAGUAUGACAUCAUGUUAUACUGUCUCCCAGCUACGGCGGAUGCACCGUGGAUAUAUUAUCCUUGAAUUCAAAAAUGUUUCUCUUCCCAUAUCAACGUACAUCAGUCUUUCACGCAAACCCCUACACCAAUAAUUGUUAUAUUCUUCAACAAUUGUAACAAGCAUGAGCACAGGAAGUAACCAGCAGAACACCGUGCACCGACCGAAGACUGGUGGAAGUCCAAGGACGAUGUUGAUUGGCCUGGGCGUGGUCGUGGCUGGGCUAGCGGGCUUCGCAUAUGGGCAACGGUACCUUCGCAAGGACAUCGAUAGUCCCGACGGUAGCCAAAGGCCUACAUGGCAACAUCGCAUUAACCUACGGGAUACGAGACCUCAAGGUCCCAAAACCAGCAAUUCGUCUUCGGAAGCCGAACUCGCUCCUAAAGGACCCAGCCAACUCCCUUUACCUGGUGAUGACGACAAUCAUGGCGACAAUCUUUCGUCUACCGUAAUGUCCGUUGCCACGGGAAAGGGCUUCAAUCCAGAUACGAAGGCUCCUCAACAACCGGAAAACAAUAAGGGGAAUUUUGCACCGAAGAGGCAGACGCCAGAAGGUGCGACCUACACCAAGGCUCCGAGUUAUGCGUCCCAGGAGAAACCAAAGAACUAUGAAAAGACACCUAACAAUUAGGAGGGUGGAACAUCGACCGCAAGUAAUCGCUAGUUCCUGAAAUGGAUGGACAAAUGAUCGUCACAGCAUGGACCAGUGUAACACGUAGGAUGUAUUACCAGUUUCGCAUCGAUAUUGUACCCUGUAGCAUAUAAUCAGAUAACUAGAUCGUCGACGG
This is a messenger RNA of Somion occarium, 831 nucleotides long. NCBI's taxonomy places the organism in Eukaryota, Fungi, Basidiomycota, Agaricomycetes, Polyporales, Cerrenaceae. The record is from the annotation of a GenBank genome assembly.